Messenger RNA from Athalia rosae (coleseed sawfly), 3031 nucleotides. It is a transcript of the gene Nt5b, whose product is annotated as cytosolic purine 5'-nucleotidase. The record is from RefSeq and is a predicted model, not a curated record. Gene Ontology annotation, molecular function: 5'-nucleotidase activity. NCBI's taxonomy places the organism in Eukaryota, Metazoa, Arthropoda, Insecta, Hymenoptera, Athaliidae. Bases 798 to 2675 code for a protein of 625 amino acids. The transcript is spliced from 10 exons.
CAAUCGCAUACCUGAUCUACAACAACGAUAAUCGUUCACAGCCAGCUUUUAGCUAAAAGAUUAUUUGAAUUUUAUCAUGAAAAUUCUCACUAAUCUUACCAAUCAUUUGAUUCAACAAGCUGGUUCAUUGUGCAAUGCACUUUUCAAUGACUGCAUAUAGUUGAAUGUAGUCGAAUUUGGGAUGCUACAGGUAUAAGCUAGACAUUUCAUGUUUGGACAUUUUGUUUUAUUCCGACCUGGUUUUUGUCAAGGCAAAAUUAUUACCAUACAACGAAGGUGGUGAUUUCGAAAAUCCUUGGAAGUGAAGCUAAACUCAAGAAAAUUGGAAAAAACCUUGGAAGUAAAAUAAAUUCAAGCAAAUUCGAUGGCGAGAGAAGUCAAGAAGAGAUAAAUAAGCUUUUGGUUCAAAAUUUGCGCCAUCGAGAGCACAAUCUUUGUUUAUGCACCGAGAUUUUAAAGGCCUCAAAAUAUGUUUGUGUGCUUUUACCCCCCGGUGUGAAUGCUGCGUAUUCAACGGCUAGCGUAUUUGUUAGCAUAAUACGUAGUCUGAUAGUCACUAUCUGUGUCUGGAUGACCUCUACCGAUCUCUUUGUCUAUAUCUCGCAUACUGAAUAUUUCUCAUUUCAUCGAGCUUAAAUGUUAACAUACACUACAUAUUUGGCUUAGAUUGGGCAGCAGUCUUAGUUGAAGCGUUAGAGCAGCGUGUGCACAUAAAUAUUUGUCAGAAAAGGAGAAGAAAUCGAAGAAUUUUCGAACUUCUAGUUAUUCGUUCUUGUUUCUACUAAUUUAUUAACGAAAUGAAUCCGCAUAAUGUAGACGUUGUCGUCACUCCUGCUGCAGAUACCGCAGGUGACCGGGCGUAUUUUCGCGAAAGUCUAACUAGUUUUCCAGAUAAUUUUCUACGUCAAGCAAUGCUUGGAUUAAAUCUACCUUCGUCAUCUGGCCUGACUAGAAAUGAUCGUAGCGAACAGGAUUUGGAUUGUUUUACCGAGGGUGAUCAACGGAUGAGAACCGAUAAACGCGAGAUAGCGCACAGGAUAUUCGUCAACAGAAGUCUUCAUUUGGAAAACAUCAAAUUCUAUGGAUUCGAUAUGGACUACACCUUGGCGGAGUACAAGUCUCCGCAAUAUGAACAGCUGGGCUUUAAUCUUCUCAAGGAUCGUUUGGUUUCCUUGGGCUACCCGGAAGAAAUAAAAGAGUUUGAAUAUGACCCUAGUUUUCCUGUUCGAGGGCUGUGGUUCGACACUCUCUACGGUAACUUGCUGAAGGUUGACGCGUAUGGAAACAUUCUUGUCUGUGUACAUGGAUUUGAAUUUUUAAAACACUCGCAAGUUUACGAACUUUACCCAAACAAGUUCUUGCAACUCGACGAAUCUAGAGUCUACGUAUUGAAUACUUUGUUCAAUCUCCCUGAGACUUAUCUACUGGCGUGUCUGAUAGACUUUUUUACAAACUCCCCUCAAUACACCCGAGAGAAAACUGGAGUCAAGGGUGGCGAACUGACGAUGAGUUUCAAGAGUAUUUUUCAAGAUGUUAGAAACGCUGUUGACUGGAUUCAUCUGCAGGGGGACCUGAAGAGCAAAACUAUCGAGAAUUUGGAUGAGUACGUCAAGAAAGAUGAAAGACUGCCUAUGUUUUUGACAAGGAUUAAGGAAAGCGGAGCCAAAGUCUUCCUUCUCACAAACAGCGACUACGUUUUCACAGACAAAAUAAUGACUUACUUAUUUGAUUUUCCUCAUAGCUCACGUACCGAGGAAUCCCAUAGAAACUGGAAAACCUAUUUCGACACUAUCGUAGUUGAUGCCAGAAAGCCAUUGUUCUUCGGGGAAGGAACGAUCCUACGACAAGUCGAUACAAGGACCGGUGCUCUGAAAUUAGGAACUCACAAAGGACCUUUACACUUAGGUGAAGUAUAUUCCGGUGGUUCGUGCGACGUUUUCACAGAGCUGAUAGGGGCGAAAGGCAAGGAUGUUCUUUAUGUCGGAGAUCACAUUUUUGGAGACAUUUUAAAAAGUAAGAAGAUCAGGGGGUGGAGAACGUUCCUAAUCGUUCCAGAACUGGUACAAGAGCUCCACGUCUGGACAGAUAAGUGUCAGUUAUUCGCAGAACUUCAAAGUCUGGAUGUUAUGCUCGGAGAGAUGUACAAGAAUUUGGACAGUAGUACCAAAGAAAAACCAGAUAUCUCCAAACUUCGGGCUUCGAUAAGAGACGUAACACACAAAAUGGACUUGGCCUAUGGUAUGAUGGGUUCUCUUUUCCGCAGUGGCAGUAGACAGACCUUUUUCAGUAGCCAGGUCGUCAGGUAUGCUGAUCUCUAUGCUGCAACUUUUCUCAAUCUCAUCUACUACCCGUUCUCAUACAUGUUCAGGGCGCCUGCUAUGCUGAUGCCUCACGAAAGUACGGUCGCUCACGAGCAGCGGUUUGUGAUGGAAACGCCGAUGAUCAGUCGAUCGCGUACUUUUAAACUUACCGAAGAAGAAGAGGAUCAAGCAAAACCGGUGAACCAUGGCAUUCUGGACAUCGAUCAUACCGCGAGUCAAAUACCCCAUGCAAGACCGGAGACUCCGAGAAACGUUACCCACACUCAUGACGAAGACUGUAGCGACGAAGAUAGCGAUUCGCAGAAGCAAGCCAAUCUAGAGGCUCGUAAAAUUUCAACGAGGGAGGCUAAUUGAGAUAUAACAUCACCUCUCCGUUACUCGAUCUUCAAAGUUAUGCACCUUGAAUAUAGGCCGAUAAUUUCUUGCUCUCGUUUUGAUUUUACUCUGAUUAAUAUGGGUAAUCGAUGUUUUAACAUAUUGACAUGUUGUUAUGAAUGAAAUGGAUUCAUAGUCGAGAUUUCUUCUAUUAAAAGUAAGUGACGUUGAAAUUUUUUAAAUGUCUAGAUCCGUUGUAUAUCUUCCGAAAAUAUUCUAAUCGUUAUAAUACCCAUAAUGUUCGUUUCAUGUAUUUAUAUGUCUGGUGAGUACACGUACGCACAUAUAAGUACAUGUACAUCCGAAGAAAGUAUAAUAAAUUAUUUUUUAUUACA